Messenger RNA from Aspergillus nidulans FGSC A4, 357 nucleotides. RefSeq lists its product as uncharacterized. NCBI's taxonomy places the organism in Eukaryota, Fungi, Ascomycota, Eurotiomycetes, Eurotiales, Aspergillaceae. Gene Ontology annotation, cellular component: membrane. The record is from RefSeq and is a predicted model, not a curated record. Bases 1 to 357 code for a protein of 118 amino acids. Gene Ontology annotation, molecular function: transmembrane transporter activity. Gene Ontology annotation, biological process: transmembrane transport. The transcript has 2 exons.
AUGCAUUUAUGGAAGCACGAUUUUCGAGGCAGGGUGCUGGUUGUUGCCAUCGCCCUGGCGUCCUGCCAGGCAUUCCUGUUGCUAGGCUUCGAUCAGGGCGUCAUGAGUGGGCUGGUCGGCGCGGACAACCGGUUCGGACGCGACUUUGAUAACCCAGACGCAAACAUGCAAGGAAAUAUCACCGCGUUGUACGAUAUCGGGUGCGUCCUCGGUUCGAUAGUCUCGUAUUUCGUUGGAGAACGACUGGGACGACGGACCAUGUUGAUAGCUGGUGGAGGAAUCAUGGUCAUUGGGACAGUGAUUCUGGCAAGCUCGGACACAGUGGCACAGUUGAUCGUCGGUUCGUACAGUCCAUAA